GCCUGGCCUGAUCAGAUCCAAUUUGCCCGGGCUGCGGGCCAUGUUUGCCAUGCUUGCCUUGGCGCUCUUCACCUGCGCGCGUGCCGCGGAAUUUUCGCUGGUGGGUUUGGGCACGGCAGGCAUCAAGGAGGUGUCGACCAUGGUGGCGGCCCUGGAGAUGGGCUACCGCACCUUAGACACCGCGUUGCUCUACGGGAACCACGACAUGGUGAGGCACGCGCUCGAGAGAAGCACCGUGCCCCGCGAGGAGGUCUUUUUGACUUCCAAGGUUGGAUUCUUUCCUUCUUCGAUGAAGCUUCCAGAGGAGCUGCGGCCAGCCUUCGGCAUGGAGGAGCUGCCCAUCCCGCAGCAGCUGCGUAGCCUGUACCACCCCUUGAACCAGAAGGGCAAAGAGGUCCAGGCCGUUGAGCUGAGCCUCAAGGAGCUGGGCGUGGAGUACCUGGACCUUUGCCUCAUCCACUCGCCCGCCACUUCCGCCUUGGAGCUGACGGCCUCCUUUUGGCCGCACCUCUACGGCCUGUGGCAGGGCCACAUGGCCAGCUGGACAGAGGGCACCACCAACGGAGCUUUGAAGGCCCUGGCCAUGCAGGAAGUGAAGCAGCGCUCCGCCGCAGCCUACGCUGAGCGCAAGAGGUCCUGGCAGGGAAUGGAGGAGGCCAAGCGGCGAGGGCUCUGCAGGCACAUCGGCGUCAGCAACUACCCCGUGGCCUUUAUGAAGGAGAUCGAUGAAUACAAAUCGGAGCCCAUCUUCAAUGAGCAGCAGGAGCUGCAUCCGCUGGCUCAAUUCCGGGAUGUCCAGAAAUAUGCCAAAGAUGCCAAUGUCCGCCUGACCGGGUACGGCACAGGCGUCGUGGUGGAAACUGCCGCGGCGGAGAAGGUGGCUCAGCGCCUGGGGCGCUCGGCGGGGCAAGUGUUGCUGCGCUGGGCCGUGCAGAAAAACAUCGCGGUGAACCCCAAGUCCAACAAGGUCGAGCGGCUGCGGGAGAACUUGGACGUCCUGAACUUCAAGUUGGAUGACUCGGACAUGAAGAUCUUGGACGCCUUGGAGGAGAACCGGAUCUUUUACUGGAACACCAGCUGUUUGGUGCCGUCAGUUCGAGCGAAGUCGGAGCUCUGAGUGACGUGUUUGCCGUUCGCGCGAAGCGUUGAAAA
Effrenium voratum is the source of this 1152-nucleotide messenger RNA. The record is from the annotation of a GenBank genome assembly. Lineage: Eukaryota; Dinophyceae; Suessiales; Symbiodiniaceae.